Molecule: messenger RNA, 2502 nt
Organism: Cotesia glomerata
Lineage: Eukaryota; Metazoa; Arthropoda; Insecta; Hymenoptera; Braconidae
Product: protein argonaute-2-like
Molecular function (GO): RNA binding; protein binding
Source: RefSeq, a predicted model, not a curated record
UUGUAGUGUUAGGACUACUUUCGAGACUAUUAUUUGUUUUUUCUAAAAAAAUUCUAUUAAAUUUAUUUAAUUAAUUUAUUAAUAUUGUUUUAAGAGAAUUUUGUGAUGGGAAAAGGCAAGUGAAGAUGAUUUUAAAAUAUUUUAAUUAUGCAUGAAAAAUGUCUUAAUAUCAAAAUUCGCGGUUUUGUAGGAAAAAAGAAGAAGGAGAAGAAAGGACAUGGAACUCACGAGCAAGAAGGGUCAUCGCAGGAACAAGAUCAUCAGCAGCAGACGCAACAAAUUAAAAAAAGAAUUUUCAAAAAAAGAGAUAUUACGUGCGGGUUCCCUGUUCCUUUAGACCCUGAACCUCUUCAAGGUGUUUGGGUACGACGUAAAGGUCAACAGGGAGAAGAUACCUUUGGUAAUAAAUCUGAUAAUUUUGCUCACAGAAAGACAGAAGAAAUAAAUAAGCCAGUACAAGCAGCUUCUUCAACUGAAAAUACUCAGGCAGUAAUUAAAGCUGGACCUUCAGGCGUAUUAGACAAAAAGUCUUUCACUGAAAAGCAAAAAAAUUAUUGGCUGAGUCUUAUACCUUCUAGAAGAAAUUUAAGCAAAGGUGGAACUCAAGGCAGAUCUAUUAAAGUCUUUACAAACAUGGUUCAAAUUAUCUUCGAUAGUAAUUUCAAGGUAAAGGCUACUCAUUACGACGUUAAAUUCAGCCCAAACAAAUCAAAGAUGCUGAAAAGAAUUGCUUUUGAAAAAUUGCGCAUAGAAAAAUUCCCGAAGAAUUGGCCGGCGUUUGACGGUCAUGCCAAUGUUUAUUCCGCUGGUGAUUUACCUUUUAGACACAGUAUUACUCAAAUUGUGCAAAUAACCAAUGAAGAAGUUUACGAAGACUGCGCUAUAACAAUAACAAUGGAGAAAGUCAACGAGAUAGACCUUUCAUGGCUUCCAAAAGUGUGUGUAGGCUUCAAAGCAAAAGACAAAGACCAGUCUGCUAUUCAAGUUUUGGAUACGAUCCUCCGAAGCGCUCCUUAUAGUCGUGCGAUUUCCAUAGGUCGUUCGUUUUUCCAAUACCCUCAAUCUCAGGCAUUUGACUUGGACAACGGCAUGGAACUCUGGGUCGGGAUGUUCCAGUCAGCAGUUCUUGGAUGGAAACCUUUCUUCAAUGUCGACAUUUCUCAUAAAUCUUUUCCAAAAGCGGUCAGUGUAAUGGAAGCAAUAAAAGAACAAUGUACAGAGCCGAAGAAACCUCCUCCACAAGAGUUGACCGCUGAGAUGGUCUCCAAGAGCAUGGUCAGGAUCAAUAAGUUUCUCGAAGGAAUGAAAAUUGUUUUUCAAAUUCCUAACAAGCCGAGUAGUAAAAGAAAUUUUAGUGUAAACGGCCUUGGUUUACCUGCAAAAGACGCGAAAUUUAUGCUAGACAAUGGUCAAGAAUCUACUGUUGCGAAUUACUUCCAUCGAUUAAAAGGAUACAAAAUACAACGCGCGGAUUUACCUUGCCUUUGGGUUGGUUCGAAGCAGAAAAACGUUCUCGUUCCUAUUGAACUUUGUACAAUUGCCGCUGGUAAGAUGGUCACUAGGAAAUUGAGUGAAGAACAAACGGUGAAGAUGAUGAAAGAAGCUGGUAAGUCUGCACCAGAAAGGAUGGGAGGUAUUAAAACUGUUUUAAAUUCAAUGGACUUCAACAACAAUUUAACGAUGAAAGAGUUUGGAGUUUCUCUCACUAGUCAACUAGAACAAAUAGAUGCACGGGUACUGGAACCACCUUCACUUAAGUAUAAAGAUAUAAAAAGUCUUAAAGUUCAAAAAGGCGUUUGGCGAGCGGGUAAAUUUUUGGAAGCUCAGAGUAUCCAAGAUGAUUGCUGGACUAUCUUGAAUUUAUCUUCGGAAUGUAAGGAAGAAGAAAUAAGGAAGUUUACUUCUGUGCUACAAAAUUUUGGAAAAGAAAGUGGGAUGAUAAUUGGCAAGCCUCGAACUCCGUUUGGCAACAUGCAAAUUCAAAGCGCUCAGGAUAUCAGAGUCCUUAUACAUUAUCUUGAGCAACAGAAGAAGAAUCGAUUGAAGCUAGUAAUCGUCGUAAUUCCCAAGUCUCCAGCAGAUGUCUAUGCUAAAGUAAAACAAACUGCAGAAUUGCACAUCGGUAUACUCACGCAGUGUCUUAGGGAUCUGACGAUAAGUAAAAUUGUACAGAAUACAGACAGGGCGACAACAGUAAAUAUUCUUCUGAAAAUAAAUUCAAAACUGGACGGAAUCAAUCAUACAUUUGUUGCGGGGAUUAAACCUAAAUGCUUGGAAGGGGCGAUUAUUUUUGGUGCUGAUGUUACCCAUCCAUCGCCUGAUUCCACUAACUCACCUUCUAUUGCAGCGGUGGCGGCCAGUCAGAGUACUGAUAUAUUUAAAUACAACGUCGUCAUAAGAUUACAACCAGCCCGUCAGGAGAUUAUACAACAUUUAGAAGAAAUAAUUUACAAUCAGUUGAAAAUUUACACUGAAUCAAAUGCUAGAAAAAAGCCUGAAAAA